Messenger RNA from Sorghum bicolor (sorghum), 1712 nucleotides. RefSeq names its product protein GUCD1. Bases 577 to 1380 code for a protein of 267 amino acids. The record is from RefSeq and is a predicted model, not a curated record. Lineage: Eukaryota; Viridiplantae; Streptophyta; Magnoliopsida; Poales; Poaceae. The transcript has 9 exons.
GCCUCCACGCCCGGCGCCCACCCCGCCCCCUGCUUCCUCUCCUUCUUUCUGCCGGCAAGGCAACCGGACACAGAGGCGCAUAAAAAAUAAUAGCACCGCCACCACCGCGCUGCACGGCUGCGGUUUCUGGAAGAUCCCCCCCGCGGUCCGCUUAAAGGCGCGCCGUUCGCACCGCUCGUCUCCCUCCCUCCCUCCCCGCCCACCCCACUGGCAGGCAGCGCUGCCGCGCGCGGCCCUCCCUCGCCCCCGUUUUAAUCACCGUCCAGCGCGGCGGGGGCAGCUAAGCCGGCCGCGCCCAAUCGUACGUUCCGCCACCGCGGUUCCGCUCCCAAUACAGGCGUGUCCACCGCGCGUGCCACGCGCUGCUCCUCUGCUCACGUCUUGCUCGCCCUCUUAUUCCCUCCGAACCCCCAAGUCUCCAACCGAGGAGGAGCCUCUGUCGUGUCAGGUUACUUGCCGGCUUGCCGGCCGUGUCCGCCCGACCCGACUCUUCUCCUCGCCGGCGGGGAGCUGGAGCCUGCCUGCUCGAUCGAGCUCUUGCGCGCGCGCGCGGGCGGGCGGUUGGUUGACGAUGUCAUGUGGCCCCUCUGCGUCAUCUCCGAGAAGCUCUUCAAGAUGGCGGGCGACGACGCCGUGCAGGGCGCGGCGGGCUCGCCGUCCCUCGACGGACAGAUUCCACUAGCACGCCGAUCGUACUACGUCGAUGUUCCGCAUGUGCAGCAGGCCUUCACCUGGGACUGCGGCCUCGCUUGCGUGCUCAUGGUGCUUAGGACGCUCGGGAUUGAUUGCUGCGACGGCAUUGCCCAUCUCGAGAGGCUCUGCCGCACCACGAGCAUUUGGACGGUUGACUUAGCAUAUCUGUUAAACAAGUUUUCAGUCAGUUUUUCUUUCUUUACGGUGACUCUUGGAGCAAAUCCACAAUAUUCUGCUGAAUCCUUUUAUAGGGAGCAAUUGCAAGAAGACAUCAAUCGUGUGGAUGAGCUAUUUGGGAAGGCACUUGAUGCUGGAAUUAGUAUUCAAUGCAGGUCCAUCACCGCAUAUGACAUUGCUUUUCUACUGCUAUCUGGGCACUGCAUUGCUAUUGCUUUAGUGGACAAAUCGAAGCUAAAUUUGCCGUGCAUGAGUGAUCAUGAUGUGCAACAGUUCAACGAGGAGUCAGACUACAUGGGGCAUUAUGUCAUAAUAUGUGGGUAUGACGCUGAUGAUUGUGAAUUUGAGAUAAGAGAUCCUGCUAGUUCCAGGAAACGCGAACGGGUGACAAUGAAGAGCUUAGACGAGGCCCGCAAAUCCUUUGGAACAGAUGAGGAUAUUCUCUUGGUUUCCUUAACGGGAAAGAGUGGAAUGAAGCUCUCACGUAAACUACUUGCCUGCUCCAUGUAAAUAGGUCACUAGCAAGCAACCAACCACCUUGUGAAUACGCUGUACAUGUCCCUGUAGUUAUGAUUGUCGAUUGUCAGCCUUGUAUGUAGCUGAGAUGAGAACGUUCUUUCAGCUGAUAGGAACAGUAUGCUAGUGAACUUAGUAAGCAUCCGGUUUGUUGGCUCAUGCCAUCACCAAACUUUGGCUGCGAAGGCCAAAAGGGUUCAGCAGCAGCAAAAAGCUCUGUUGAUGUUGUAACUUGCAAAUGUUAUACUACGAUUUAGAGCUGAACGUGUACAGAUCUUCAGAAAUAAUAGAAAAAAAAAGUGCUCCUCUGCACCAUAUUCCGUCUA